AUGCUGGAGUCCAAGACUGAUCAAACAACCAAUAGCAGUCCAGCUGGGCAGGAAUGUCAGAGCACAGAGAGUGAGAAGAGAGAAAAUUCUUCGUCACAGUCACUCACAACCCAGAUCCUGCAAACACAAGUGCUACAAGUUGCUCAACAACAACAACAACAGCAGCAGCAACAGCAGCAGCAGAGUGGUGAGAAGUCCCCGAAGAGCACAGAAAAGGAGGCAGACACACAGGUGCCUGUGUCUGUGGGGAUGAUAACUCAGAUGAUCACCCCUCAGCAGAUGCAGCAGAUCCUCCAGCAGCAGGUCUUGAGUCCCCAACAGCUCCAACUGUUACUGCAACAACAACAGGCCCUCAUGUUACAGCAGCAACAUCUCCAGGAGUUCUAUAAGAAGCAGCAAGAGGAAAUCCACUUACAGCUUCUGCAGCAUCAGCAUGUUGGAAAAGCCAGUAAAGAGCAGCAGAUGAUGGCUCAGCAGAUGGCCAUCCAACAACAGUUACUCUCCGUUCAACAGCAGCACCUACUGAACCUGCAGAGACAGGGCCUGCUCUCUAUCCCGUCGGCACUUACCAACACUCUGUCUCAAGGCCUGAUCCCUCCUGAACUUCAGCAGCUGUGGAAAGAGACAGCAGACGCACGGCAGGAGGAGAAGAAUAGAGGAGACAAGUCCCCUUCUCCCCCCAAAACCCAGAUCAUCAACCACCACUCCAGCACUAAUGGACAUCAAGUGCCCCGACCCGGCCGGAGAGAAAGUUCUCAGGAGAGUCAUUCCCAGAGCGGUCAUCCUCUGUACAGCCAUGGCGUGUGCAAGUGGCCAGGCUGCGAAGCAGUGUUCGGAGACUUCCAGUCAUUUCUCAAGCAUUUGAACAACGAACAUGCACUGGACGACAAGAGCACGGCGCAAUGCAGAGUUCAGAUGCAGGUGGUUCAGCAGCUGGAAUUGCAGCUCACUAAAGACAAAGAACGUCUUCAAGCCAUGAUGGCCCACCUUCAUGUCAAAUCUACUGAGCCCAAACCAGCCCCUCAGCCAGUAAAUCUGGUUUCCAACCUCACUCUUGCCAAGGGAACUGUUCCCAAGACCACUCCCUCUAUGAGUCUUUCCCAGAGUGCCACAGCACCAUCCACCCCCCUCACAUCACUGCCCCAGACACCCUCCGUCAUUAUCCCCACCAGCCUGCACAGCAUGGGACCUAUCCGCAAACGCUACUCUGACAAAUACAACAUGGCCAUGGACCAAGAUAUUGUGCAGAAUAAGGAGUUUUACCUGAGUGCUGAAGUCAGGCCUCCAUUUACAUAUGCAGCUUUGAUCAGACAGGCCAUUUUGGAGUCUCCAGAAAAGCAGCUAACACUAAAUGAAAUCUACAACUGGUUCACUCGAACAUUUGCGUAUUUCAGACGCAAUGCAGCAACGUGGAAGAACGCUGUUCGCCACAACCUCAGUCUCCAUAAGUGUUUCGUACGAGUGGAGAAUGUGAAGGGGGCCGUUUGGACCGUGGAUGAGUUGGAGUUUCAGAAAAGGCGACCUCAGAAGAUCACUGGAUCACCUCUGGUGAAGAACAUCCAGAAUAGUUUGGGUCAGAGUCCUGCCCUAUCUGCUCUGCAGGCAGCGAUGGCGGACAGCAGUCUGCCCCUAUAUGGCUCUGCGUCUAUGGGAGUGUCCAGUCUGAAGGCCCUGGCCAGCACUAUGCAUGAGGACAUGACUUCUCACGAGCAGGAUGACUGCUCCCACAGCGAUUCCUCCAGUCUGGAGCUCUCUCCUCUGCCCACACUGCAUCAGUCUCAAAUUAAAGAGGAGCAAAUGGAGGUCGAGGACUAUAAUGGCUCCAUGUCUCCUGAGACAGAUGACCAGCACAGUCCAGAUACCAACCACCAUGCUGAAUACACCGAUGAGCACGACACGGUGGAGCCUGUUCAAACCGUGGAGACACUGAUCACAGUGUUGAGUUUCAUGCCCACUUACCACCUGCUUUCUCCUAAUUGCACUCCCUUCUUAUUCCUCUUGGAGCGAGCUCGAGUAUCUGUUGAUUGCCUGUCUAUCGAGGUGCAGUACCUUGUUCUUGCAUUCUUCUCUCUGCCCAGGACUGUGGAGGAGGAUUCCUCUGUAUCUGCCCGUGUCUUGGGAGAUUCGUCUGGGUUUCGCUUGCACCUCACCAGCCUUCUAUGGACCGCUCACGUUUUGGUUGGCUGCUGGUCGAUUGAGGUGCGGUUACCUGUCUGCUUGCAUUCGCCCCGUCACUUGAUGCCCAAGAAUGUGGAGGAUUCCUCGGUCUCUACCUGUGUCUCAGGGGAAUUCGUCUGA
Messenger RNA from Myxocyprinus asiaticus (Chinese sucker), 2298 nucleotides. RefSeq names its product forkhead box protein P1-B-like. Gene Ontology annotation, cellular component: nucleus. Gene Ontology annotation, molecular function: DNA-binding transcription repressor activity, RNA polymerase II-specific; RNA polymerase II cis-regulatory region sequence-specific DNA binding. Lineage: Eukaryota; Metazoa; Chordata; Actinopteri; Cypriniformes; Catostomidae. The transcript is spliced from 18 exons. Gene Ontology annotation, biological process: regulation of transcription by RNA polymerase II. The coding region runs from base 1 to 2298 and encodes 765 amino acids. The record is from RefSeq and is a predicted model, not a curated record.